GAUGAACAACAUCUCAUCCUUGUUUUCUUUCUCCUCCAGGUGGCCAACCUGCUGCGACUCUUCCAGAUCCCUCAGAUCAGCUACGCCUCUACCAGCGCUAAGCUCAGCGAUAAGACUCGUUACGACUACUUCGCCCGCACCGUGCCCCCCGACUUCUAUCAGGCAAAAGCUAUGGCCGAGAUCCUGCGCUACUUCAACUGGACGUACGUGUCCACGGUGGCGUCGGAGGGCGACUACGGCGAGACCGGGAUCGACGCGUUCCAGCAGGAGGCCCGGGCCAGACAGAUCUGCAUCGCCACCUCGGCCAAAGUCAGCCGCUCCAUGAGUCGCUGGAGUUACGAGAACGUGAUCCGCUCCCUGCAGCAGAAAUCCAACGCCAAGGUGGUCAUCCUGUUCACGCGCAGCGAGGACGCCCGCGAGCUGCUGGUGGCGGCCAACCGCAUGAAUGUCACCUUCACCUGGGUGGCCAGCGACGGCUGGGGGGCGCAAGAGAGCGUGGUGAGGGGCAGUGAAGCUGUGGCGGAUGGGGCGUUCACCAUUGAACUGGCUUCUUAUCCGAUCCCUCAGUUCAACGACUACUUCACCGGCCUCCACCCGUACAACAACACCAGGAACCCCUGGUUCAGGGAGUACUGGGAGAACCAGUUCCAGUGCAGCCUGCACGAUCUGGGCUGUGGGAAACAUUCUCUGCGGGAAACCCCGUUUCAACCAGAGUCCAAGAUCAUGUUUGUGGUCAAUGCGGUUUACGCCAUGGCCGCCGCCUUACACAACAUGAGGCAGGCUUUAUGUCCCAACUCCACCAAAGUGUGUGACGCUCUCAAACCCGGCAACGGAAGAAAGUUCUACAGGGAUUACAUUCUCAAAGUCAAGUUUGAUGCACCUUUUCGUCCACCCGACACAGAAAACGUAGUUCGCUUCGACGCCUUCGGGGACAGCCUCGGCCGCUACAACAUUUUCCACUAUCACAAAGAGGACGGACGCUACACCUACCGUAAAGUCGGCUACUGGUCUCAAGACCUGACCUUGAACACCAGUCUGAUCCCCUGGGAUGGUCAGGUGGCUCCCACCUCCCAGUGCAGUGACCCCUGCAGGAAGAACGAGGUGAAGAGCAUGCAGCCCGGAGAUGUCUGCUGCUGGAUCUGCAUCCCCUGCCAGCCGUACCAGUACCUGCAGGACGCCUUCACCUGCGCAGACUGCAGCUUCGGACAGUGGCCGCUGGCCAACCUGACCGGUUGUUACGACCUGCCCGAGGAGUACAUCCGCUGGGAAGACGCCUGGGCUAUAGGACCCGUCACCAUUUCCUGUUUAGGGAUGAUGUGUACGCUCUUUGUCAUCGGCCUCUUCCUCAAACACAACGAAACACCGGUGGUGAAGGCCAGCGGUCGGGAGCUCUCCUACAUUCUCCUGCUGGGCGUGUUGAUGUGUUACAGCAUGACCUUCAUCUACAUUGCCAAACCCUCCACGGCCGUGUGUACACUGCGCCGGCUGGGCCUGGGAACUUCCUUCGCGGUGUGCUACUCCGCCCUCCUCACCAAGACCAAUCGCAUCGCGAGGAUCUUCAGCGGGGUGAAGGACGGAGCCCAGAGACCUCGGUUCAUCAGUCCGGCCUCCCAGGUUGCCAUCUGCGGCGCUCUGAUCUCCUGCCAGCUCAUAGUGGUGGUGGUCUGGCUGGUGGUGGAGGCCCCGGGGGUCAGAAAGGAAGUGAGCCCAGAGAGAAGGGACGUGGUCACCCUCAAGUGCAACAGCAAGGACUCAAGUAUGCUCAUGUCGCUCACCUACAACUGCAUCCUGAUCAUCCUGUGCACAGUCUACGCUUUCAAGACCCGCAAAUGUCCCGAGAACUUUAACGAGGCCAAGUUCAUCGGGUUCACCAUGUACACCACCUGCAUCAUCUGGUUGGCUUUCCAGCCCAUUUUCUACGUGACUGCCAGCGACUACAGGGUGCAAACUACCACCAUGUGUAUCUCUGUCAGCCUGAGUGGCUCAGUGGUGCUCGGCUGUCUCUUUGCUCCAAAGGUCCACAUCAUCAUGUUCCAGCCCCAGAAGAAUGUCAGCAACCUGAGGGUGGCCACCACCCGCUUCAGUGUUACCACGGGCCCCGGCUCCAGUUUCUCUCAAGCAUCGGCCUCUAAUGUCGUUCCGACGGUGUGUAACGGACGAGAGGUGGUGGACUCCACAACGUCCUCCUUGUGAAGAUCUGCUGCGUUUGCAUUUUAAACAGAGUAUAACCACUAGUCCCGAAUCAGGUGUCUCCGAUAUAAAAGAGGUCACGCAGACGAUUGUCCUGAAUUAGUUGUCCUCAAAGUGCUGUGAGUGCAAUGUUCCAAUUACUUCAUUUUAUUCUUUGA
This is a messenger RNA of Cynoglossus semilaevis (tongue sole), 2348 nucleotides long. Its product is annotated as metabotropic glutamate receptor 2-like. The transcript is spliced from 5 exons. Lineage: Eukaryota; Metazoa; Chordata; Actinopteri; Pleuronectiformes; Cynoglossidae. Gene Ontology annotation, biological process: G protein-coupled receptor signaling pathway. The annotation marks the transcript as partial. Gene Ontology annotation, cellular component: membrane. The record is from RefSeq and is a predicted model, not a curated record. Gene Ontology annotation, molecular function: G protein-coupled receptor activity.